Molecule: messenger RNA, 231 nt
Organism: Heterotrigona itama
Lineage: Eukaryota; Metazoa; Arthropoda; Insecta; Hymenoptera; Apidae
Source: the annotation of a GenBank genome assembly
AUGCAGGACAUAUUGAAAGAAGGACUUGAAUUAUGUACGGAAGAUCUUAGUAAUGCAGACAUUCCAGUAACAGAGAAGCAAGUCGAAUGAAAACAGAAACAGGAAGAGCGUAAUGGAGAGGCAGAAGAACUUAGAAAAGAGAACAAAAGGAAAUUGAGGUUAGCAAAUAUAGGUAAAUUUGAAGCCAUUCCGGAUGGUAUGACGCCGAAGGAAUUCUUAAAGCAAGUUUGA